UAACCGCAUGCCCUCAACACCAUCUGCACCCAUUGGCCUCAAGGAAAUGCGGUUAAUUACUGGCCUGCGGUCUUGAUUGACGCAACCAGUAGUCGAAAUUGGCAUCAUCUUAUAUCCCGUGCUCUCAUUAUCGGUGCUGCAGAGUAGCGUGUUGUCUGCAUGUGUCUUGCCUGUCCGUGCUAUAAUGGUGAUACUGGAUGCCGUUCCGCUUUUUCUUCGCUAUGUUUGAUUCGUUCAUGAAUAUAGAUUCAUCAAUGUAAUAUAUUUACAUUCGGAGGCCGAAUACUAUACCCUGUAGCCUGCACUGAUCCUGAUCACUCAUGUCGGCCAUGGAAUCGGGUGCGUGUCGGAGGCGAUCCAGGCGUCAUGAUUGCAGCCCGUCUAUAUGAUGGGGAUCAUAUGAGAACGUAGAUGAAUGCUGGAAUCAGACCAUGCACAUCGUAUGCAUCUGCCCAAUCAUUCCGUGAAUUGCAUUGUCGAGUGAGAACUUGAUUUGAACCAGUGUCCCACUCAGACUUCGAUCGAUUAGCCAGACGGAGAAUUGUCACUACGCUUAAUCUCUCGUCUAAUAGCUGGAUCUUACAUCGGAAGACCAAGCCCUUGCCACUUGAUAUCGUUCCUGCAGACGUACACGAGGCGAAUAGCUUAUAUAAACUGUUCACUAUAAGUGUACAAGUUCCUCUCAAUCUGAUCCUCGAUUGGCCCACGUCAAUCUUCAGACGCUAGUAUCGCACCAUGUCUAGCAAAGCGUUGUGAUGAGACUAGGAAUUACCCUGUUCGUAAACACAUUUGAUAUCUUCGUUUCGGCGGUGGGGAACAUGCUCUUCGACUCGUCUUCAUCUCCUGAUAUUACGUUAAUUGCAUCAUCGCGACUCCAAGUUACGAACUUCUCCCGAAAGUCUCAGGCCCAACCAACCGGUGGCUCCUGGCAUUGCCACUCAAGCUGUAGAUUAGCAACAUACUAUAGCUCCAUAUGGUAGUGCUAUUUCAUUGUUCUGCUGCUAUCGAUUACCUCCUGGAGUUGGUUCCAGUGAGACGGUAUCGUCUCGUAUGUUACGGAGCAGAUAUGGAUUCUUCCGAGCAUUAAUAUGACUUUGAGCUCCUGAGAUAAUACUAUCAGGAAGAAUGACGAUACAGAAAGGUAUAAAUAUGUGCCAAAGUCUCGUUCUUCCGCAUCCAAUCGAACACCAACCCAUCAUUGAGUUCUUCAAACCCAGCCAACAUCGUCCCUGACAAUAUGAAGUUCUCCACAGUUCUUGCCAUUAUCGGCCUCUCAAGGUUGGAAAAUGAGUACCACACAUUGACAACAAGCUGACUUGCCCCCGCAGCAUCGCGGUUGCCCAAAGCGAGGCUCCAAAACCGAGUGUGUCCAAACCAGUUGACCCUCCCUUUCCCACUAAGUAA
Molecule: messenger RNA, 1404 nt
Organism: Periconia digitata
Lineage: Eukaryota; Fungi; Ascomycota; Dothideomycetes; Pleosporales; Periconiaceae
Source: the annotation of a GenBank genome assembly